Molecule: messenger RNA, 1602 nt
Organism: Cygnus atratus (black swan)
Lineage: Eukaryota; Metazoa; Chordata; Aves; Anseriformes; Anatidae
Gene: ASS1
Product: argininosuccinate synthase 1
Exons: 15
Coding region: 58-1308 (416 amino acids)
Biological process (GO): urea cycle; L-arginine biosynthetic process
Cellular component (GO): cytoplasm
Molecular function (GO): argininosuccinate synthase activity; ATP binding
Source: RefSeq, a predicted model, not a curated record
GAGGAUGGACACGCAGCGAGGGCAGCCAGCCUCCCACAGGUCCUGCGGAGGGGCACCAUGGCUCAACCCAAGGGCACCGUCGUCCUCGCCUACAGCGGGGGCCUGGACACCUCCUGCAUCCUGGUGUGGCUGAAGGAGCAGGGCUACGACGUGGUCGCCUACCUGGCCAACAUUGGACAGAAGGAAGACUUUGAGGCAGCCCGAAAGAAAGCACUGGCGCUGGGGGCCAAGAAGGUUUACAUCGAGGACGUGUGCAGGGAGUUCGUGGAAGAGUUCAUCUGGCCGGCGGUGCAGGCCAACGCUGUGUACGAGGACCGCUACCUGCUGGGCACCGCGCUGGCCCGGCCCUGCAUUGCCCGCGGGCUGGUGGAGGUCGCCCAGAAGGAGGGAGCCCAGCACGUCGCCCACGGGGCCACGGGCAAGGGCAACGACCAGGUUCGGUUUGAGCUCACCUGCUACGCACUGUGCCCUAGCAUCAAGGUCGUCGCACCGUGGAGGCUGCCCGAGUUCUACCAGCGCUUCCCCGGGCGUCGUGAGCUGAUGGACUAUGCCCAGAAGCACGGGAUCCCGGUGCCUGUGACGCCCCAGACACCCUGGAGCAUGGAUGAGAACCUCAUGCACAUCAGCUACGAAGCCGGGAUCCUGGAGAACCCCAAGAAUCAGGCUCCCCCCGGCCUCUACACGAAGACCUGCGACCCGGCCACCUCUCCCGACACCCCAGAUGUCCUGGAGAUCGAGUUUGAGAAGGGUGUCCCCGUGAAGGUCACCAACGUCGGGGACGGGGCCGUUCGCCGCUCGGCCCUGGAGCUGUUCGUGUACCUGAACGACAUCGCGGGCAAGCACGGCGUGGGGCGCAUCGACAUCGUGGAGAACCGCUUCGUCGGGAUGAAGUCCAGAGGUAUCUAUGAGACCCCAGCGGGGACGAUCCUAUACCACGCGCAUUUAGAUAUCGAGGCCUUCACCAUGGACCGGGAAGUGCGGAAAAUCAAACAGGGGCUCUCCUUGAAAUUCUCCGAGCUGGUGUACAAUGGCUUCUGGCACAGCCCCGAGUGCGAGUUCCUGCGGCACUGCAUCGCGCGCUCGCAGCAGGCGGUGGCGGGCACCGUGCGCCUCUCCGUCUUCAAGGGCCACGUCUCCGUCCUGGGCAGGGCGUCCCCGCGGUCCCUGUACAACGAGGAGCUGGUGAGCAUGAACGUGCAAGGGGACUACGAGCCCGCCGACGCCACCGGCUUCAUCAACAUCAACUCGCUGAGGCUAAAGGAAUAUCAUCGUCUUCAGAGCAAGGUCACCGCGAAGCAGAAUGAAUAGCAAUCAAUCGCAUGUGGGCCUCCCGCUCCCCUUUCUAAUUUCUCUAAGAACCACCGCUAAUUGUGGUGGUAAUUUGUAAUUGUAACUCGUCUCCCAGAGUCAGCGCAGAGGUGAUGGCUUUGUUACGGGGCCCCGACGAGUGAAAUGCAAUCAUUAAAAAGGUGGUCGGCCGGAGGAGAAGUGGGGAAGGAAAUAAAACCAGCCACGCGCUGGGGCUGCUCCUUGAGCGCCGGGCUUUAUUCCUGCCUUGUUUGUUUGCUCUUCCUCCGCGCCUUGGCCGAGCGCUUCCCCACG